AUGCCCUCCACCCUCACAGCCCUGCUCUGCCUCGGGCUGAGCGUGGGCCUGAGGACCCCUGUGCAGGCAGGGACCCUCUCCAAACCCAACCUCUGGGUUGAGGCAGGGUCUGUGAUCCCCUGGGGGAGCUCAGUGACUAUCUGGUGCCAUGGGAUCCUGAAGUCCCAGGAGUUCCGUCUGGAUAAAGAGGGAGGCCUAGCAUCCUGGAAAACAGAGAAGCCACUGGAUCCUGGGAACAAGGCCAAGUUUUCCAUCACACAGAUGACAGAGUACACUGCAGGGAGAUAUCACUGUUACUAUCUCAGCCAAGGUUUCUGGUCAGAGCGCAGUGACCCCCUGGAGCUGGUGGUGACAGGCGUCUACAGCAAACCUAGCCUCUCAGCCCUUCCCAGCCCUGUUGUGACCUCAGGAGAGAAUGUGACUCUCAAAUGUCACUCAGAUGAGGGAUUUGGCAAGUUUGUUCUGACUAAGGAAGGAGAAGACAGGCUCUCCUGGACCCUGGACUCAGAGCAAGGCGCCAGUGGGCAGUUCCAGGCCCUGUUCCCUGUGGGCCCCAUGAUCCCCAGACAGAGCGGGACUUUCAGAUGCUAUGGUUAUUACAGGAGCAAACCUCUGGUGUGGUCACCACCCAGCGAUCCUCUGGUGUUCCAGAUCUCAGGUAGGGAGCCUCAGUCCUCACCUCUCUCUGUCCUUGAUUUGGUUAAGGGUCUUGCCCAGAAUAGCCCCAAUCUAGGACAAGAGGAUGGAGCACAGAGGGCCCUUCCAUCCCUGCCCCUUCCUCAGGGACCCACGGCAGACACAGGAGAUGAGUAUGAGCAAAUAAAACAUCUCCUGGUAGGAGAGGGAUGCUUUACACAUUACCCUCCUCUUGCCUUUUUCCCAGGACCUCCUGGGGUCUCCAGUCCCCCACCCCCAGGGCACAUCUCCACAGCUGAGAGGAAUCCUGCCUCAGACCUCAAAAGAUACCACACUUCUGACCCUGCAGGUCUUCAAAAGUACCAGAAAAUUUUGAUUGGAGUCUCUGUGGCUUUUGUCCUGCUGCUCUGCUUCCUCCUCUUCUUCCUCUUCCUCUUCAAGCACCAGAAGAAAUACAGAAAGUCAGGUGUUUCAGACCCUGAAGUUAAGACCAGAGCACUACAGGAAAGCUCCAGCUCCGUGGCUCCUGUUCAGGGGGAGAACCAGUGCAAUCAGAGAGGAGGUUCUUCCAUGAGAAAUUCCCAAUCUGAGGAAGACGAAGUGAUGGACAGUAAGGAUACUCCAUCUGAAGACCCCCAGGAUGUGACCUAUGCCCAGCUGAACUGCAAGACCCUCAAACGAGCAGCAAGUGCACCCCGUUCCCCCCCUUCAGAGGAGCCCCCAGAUGAGCCCAGUGUGUACGCUGCUCUGGCCGUCCACUAGCUAGCCCAGAAAGGACCCAGACCCCACACUUUAGAGAGGGGGCCUGCAGGGACCCCAGAUGGCAUAGGGGCUGUCCCCUUGGAUGCUCAGCUACUGACCUGAAGUCUGAGGGUGUUCUGUAAGCAAGCAAGAUACCAUAAGACCUAGAAGUCACCUCGUUCUGCAGAGGAAGAUAACCAUGAACUCUGUAUUUUUAUUUUUUCUUUUUUAAUAUAUUUUAUUGAUUAUGCUAUUA
Molecule: messenger RNA, 1633 nt
Organism: Phyllostomus discolor (pale spear-nosed bat)
Lineage: Eukaryota; Metazoa; Chordata; Mammalia; Chiroptera; Phyllostomidae
Product: leukocyte immunoglobulin-like receptor subfamily B member 4
Exons: 12
Coding region: 1-1398 (465 amino acids)
Biological process (GO): cytokine-mediated signaling pathway
Molecular function (GO): inhibitory MHC class I receptor activity
Source: RefSeq, a predicted model, not a curated record